GCGAAGCGCUCGUUUCCCUUUCCAGGGGCUAGUGUACUGCUGUCACAACACCCCCCCCCCCACCUCCAAACUACGAGUUUGGUAGGAACAACAGUGACUGGGUUCGCCCUCCUGAUCAACUUGAGGACAGAUUUGGGAAAAAACAUGUCUCGGAGUAACAGAAAUAAUCGUGCAUGGCGAUAUGUUUACAGUGGCAUUCGAGAAACCGAUGCUAUGGCUGUAGUAUUGCCUGAUGGUUCUGCAGGUGCUGUCUAUGAUUCAGAUGGUCAGCACAGUGACUCUGAUUCUGAGCCAGAAUUCCAUUUGCCGCCAUCAAUACCAACUGCAUUACCUGUGACAGGAGAAUCUUAUUGUGACUGUGUAAACCAAAAUGAUACUCGAUGCUGUGGUAGUAUGCGCAGUUUUCAUCGUAUGAAGGACUGCCACUGUGGAGAGGAAGAUGAAUAUUUCGAAUGGAUGUGGGAUGAUUCAACCAAAUCUUCUGCUACACUGCUAAGCUGUGAGAACAGAGAGGUGAAUUUCCAUAUGGACUAUAGUUGCGGAACAGCAGCGGUUCGUGGCAACAAAGAAAUGAGCGAGGGACAACACUUCUGGGAAAUAAAAAUGACCUCUCCGGUAUAUGGUACAGAUAUGAUGGUAGGAAUAGGAACAACUGAUGUCAAACUGGACAAAUUUCGUCACACCUUUUGCAGUUUACUGGGAAAGGAUGAAAAUAGUUGGGGUCUCUCCUACACAGGUGUACUCCAUCACAAAGGUGCCAAGAGUCACUUCUCAACAAGAUUCGGUCAGGGCUCUAUCAUAGGUGUUCAUCUGGAUACGUGGCAUGGUGUCUUGACAUUCUUCAAAAACAGGAAAUGCAUAGGAGUUGCAGCUACCAAACUGCAAAACAAGAAGUUUUUUCCUAUGGUGUGUUCCACUGCAGCAAGAAGCAGUAUGAAAGUGAUUCGCUCGUGUUUCUCUCCAACCUCUCUCCAGUAUCUUUGCUGUCUGCGGCUUCAGCAAUUAUUGCCUGAUCACACCAACAAAUUGGAGGUUCUUCCACUGCCCCCGGGUCUGAAGCGUGUGCUACGCAAUCGAUUGGGUUGGGUCCUCACUAUGAGUCAAGAAGGUAGCAGCAGCGAGGCUGCUUGCAGCUCAUCAGGCAGUGAUUCUGACAGUUCCUCCACAAUAGAUUCUGAAACUUGUCAACGGAAAAGAUGUCGAUGGACUUAACACCUCUGGUUUGAUUUCCAUUUAAAUCAUGACUUUUGCAUCUAAUGGCCGUUAAAACAUUUAUUUAGUAUGGACAUGGAGCAUUACUGCUAUACAAUGAGAUGAGUGCAAGAUGACUGAUGCUCUGUUCAUUUUGAGUGGUUCCUGCUCUGUGCAGCAAUCUUACAGGAACUGUUAUCUGUCAGCACAGAUUGGCAGAAGUGCAAAUAGGGGUUUAAGAUGAUGUCAUUCUCAAUAAAGUUACCUGUGUUCUAAGGGUGUUUUCCUCAGUCUACACAGUUUUUGUAGGUUAUUUAGCACUUUCACUUAAUAUAUUAAAUAAUCAGCUUGUCUAAAAUGUUUAUAGCAUGCAUAUCUUAUUUCUCAAGAAAACUUCAGUAAACUCUACCUCUGGUUGAGUCUUUCUGGUUAAGCCAGGGAAAUCACUCGAGUUUUUCCUGAGCUUUAGUUCUUAGUUGGGAUAAAGCUAAGUCUGAUCAAUCAGUGUUGAGUUGGAGGGGGAAUAAUGUUCUGAUUCCUAUUCCCAAUAACUGUGUGCUACUGGAGACAUGCAAGUGAACAUCUGAUGAGGAUUGAAUUAAUUUUUGUCAGAAAAUUUUGACAACUGCAGUUUUGGCUUGCACUUGCAUUUUACUGAGGUAAUUAUUAAAACCUUCUGAAAUUAACUUAUUUCAGGAGAGGGAAGAAUCAGGUGGAAGAGUAGAUGCUGUUGUAAAAUUUAUGUUGUGUGACUGAAGAAAAUAUUUGUCAAUCUCAACUUUAAAUUUGAUGUAAGCCUAAUUUCUGUGCUGUAAAAACAUUUAAAUAUUUCAUUUGCUGGUACACUGCAAAAGAAGUGUCUACUAUCCGAGCAAUCUAAAAUGAAUUGAGUAAACAGCAUAUUAAUGAUUUUCAUUGGAUAUUUAACAGUUGUAAUCGCCAAACGAAUUUCCUAUUGCAGGCAAUGGAGCACAUUUGCAAAACUGCUUGAAAUCUCAUUUUGUUCAAUUUGUAUAUGGAAUGCUUAUCAACUGUAUGAUGUUUGAUAAUGGAAAUUGGUUACUAUUGUUACUAUAAUUAAGUAAUUAUUGUCAACCUCCAGCUCAAAGGAUAGUUGGUCUCACAUUCUGAAGUAUUGCUUUGAAUCGGUCACAUUUAGCUUCAGUGGGUUAUUCCCUAAAUUGGUUCCAAGAAUUGUACUUUGCCUAGUAUGGAAGUAAGUACACCUAUUUCAAAAUUGGCCCUAUUUAUGCCAAAUGAAAUGAGACCAUUAGUACAUAGUGGAAUGUAAAGAGAUGUGAUUUGUUUCCUGUUUUUAUUCCAAUAGUGCUUUCUGUGUAUACUAAGAAUGACAGUAUACAAUAUUUCCCAACUAUUGACCAUCCAUUCUUUCCUAGAAGAUAGUUUGAGUGGAAAUUGCUUAUGUUUUGUAAUGAUGGAAUCUACCAGUAAGGUUUUGAUUUGUGUGAAUGUCUGGAAACAUAAUGUGCAAUGCUAAUUCUAAUGUUUAGCACUUCAAAUAGAAUAUUUGAGUGUAACUUGAAUUCUGGUUUUGGCGUUCUGGAUCUGUUGUAAAGUUUAAAUGCAAUUUUGGGCCUUCUGUUGUAAUGUAGUCACCUGUAUCCUUUUUGCCCCUCUUGGAUUUGUACUUUGAAAAUCUUAAAAGUUGUAAAAAGAAACAGCAACUUGACAAAUAUUAAGUGCUACAAAAAUGGAAAAGAUGUCUGGGUGCAAAAAGAAAAUCCAAAGGUUAGGAAUUGAGGUUUUUUUUAAAAAAAAGUGUAACUUCAUUCCUUAGAGCUGUGCCACAUUUGUUCAGAAAGAAAUUGAAAAUAUCUUCUAUAUUCAGCUUUAUAAUCGCCCUAUGCCUCCUACAGGUUAGCAAACAUAUUGUCUUUGCUUUAGAGUAAGAGUCUGAUGUUUAAAAUUGAGAUCUUAAAAGAAACAAAUACUGCAGAAUUUCUAUCAAAUUUCAGGCCAUAAAAGCUGUGAAAUUCUCCUUGUGUAGAAGCAUGCAAAUAUGGCAUUGUGCCAAUUCAAACUUUGUUUUUUUAUUUGAUCCCUUUAUAAUUCAAUUGAUGCAACACAUUGCACAUCACAAGUUACUAUUUAUUUGAUCACAUCUAUUAAUACAAAGAUAUUACAUUCUGUCAAACUCACAAAUCUAGUCUCACUUUUUCAGGGUUACAAUAAACAAUCUACGAACUUGGCACUCAGUACAGAGAAAAAACAUUUUGUGCUCUCGGGUUUUAGGUGUAGCAUUCUGUGUGAGGCCUUAGACUCUUAUUUGUGCUCUUCAAGCUUGUUUGUAAUGUUUUUAUCAUUUCUGUUUGCAAAUACUGUUGUUUGACAUUCAAUUUUUCCUUGUGCUUAAUCUAAAAACUAGUACUUUAACUUGCAGUCUGGUGUGUAAUACUAUAUCACAGCUGAAUAUUUAAUGUGAAGUCUUAAUCAAAAUUAGAAUAGCAAUGCUAUAUUUUUUCCAAGCCUGAAAGAAAAUAUAUUUUAUUCUCCUGGA
This is a messenger RNA of Hypanus sabinus (Atlantic stingray), 3709 nucleotides long. RefSeq names its product SPRY domain-containing SOCS box protein 3-like. Bases 145 to 1212 code for a protein of 355 amino acids. The record is from RefSeq and is a predicted model, not a curated record. Gene Ontology annotation, cellular component: SCF ubiquitin ligase complex. The transcript has 7 exons. NCBI's taxonomy places the organism in Eukaryota, Metazoa, Chordata, Chondrichthyes, Myliobatiformes, Dasyatidae. Gene Ontology annotation, molecular function: protein binding. Gene Ontology annotation, biological process: proteasome-mediated ubiquitin-dependent protein catabolic process.